This is a messenger RNA of Geosmithia morbida, 2853 nucleotides long. RefSeq lists its product as uncharacterized. NCBI's taxonomy places the organism in Eukaryota, Fungi, Ascomycota, Sordariomycetes, Hypocreales, Bionectriaceae. Bases 1 to 2853 code for a protein of 950 amino acids. The transcript has 2 exons. The record is from RefSeq and is a predicted model, not a curated record.
AUGACCUCUGUGUAUAGAAUACACAGGCCGUAUGUCCUGGCGACUCUGCCUCGGCCCUUGGACCACACGGCGGGCAACAUUGUCGCAAAGGAAGUCUACGGCCAGAGGGACGGUCAGAGGAGGAAGAGGUCUGAGCUAGCUGUCGGUGUUGAUGGUGAGGCCGUGAGCAUAUACGAUGUCCCGGGUUCUCGCCUCGUCACGUCGUACCCCAUUCCCCCGCAGGAAUCCUUCACCUGCCCUCCUUACUCUCUUCGUGUACGACGCUCGGGAAGCACCGACGUGAUCCGCUAUACCUUCUUGGCGACGAGGGACACUGUUUCGCACAAGAUCACCCUUUUCAAAGACGUUGUGCACCACGACGGAAAAACGACGUCGACGACCGAAUAUCGAGUGCUGCGCAACUCACCCGUGCGCUACCUGACCACAUCCAGCGCCUCGCAGACCUCGGUUAUCGGCGACGUCAUUGCCGUCUGCGAGAAUGGCGAAGUCAUAAACCUGUCCGGCGAGACCCUGGCCAUCCGCUGGUCCUCGUCGUCCAUGUCGGCCGUGCAGGAUGCCUCGGCGUCGGGCUCGGUGGUGGACAGGCUGCACAUUGAUUUUGUCACGUCGGGAUCACUUGCCGAUUUCAGCGACGGCAUGUUCAAGAACCACCCGGAGGUGUACACGGCUAUGCCCAAGGCUGUCACGACGGAUCCCACUAUCCUUGUCCUCGUCUCGAGGAGCGUGAGCCACGGCCAGGAGAGCCGUCACCUGCUUGUCGUCGCCGUGUCGCCCAACGACGGCGCCAACGAGGCUCAGAGGCUGAUACCCCUCGACGUGGCCCCCAUACCUCUGACGGAGGAGUCGACAGCUGGCGAGGCCGGCAGCUACCAGUUCGAGGCGCAGUCCGGAACGCUCCUGCAGCUCCUCCGCGGCUCACUGAUGGUCUAUGACCUGAGCGGCGCGGUACCCAAGCUCAAGUCCGUCAUCCAGAUGGGCGACGCCGUGACCUUUGCCAGGCUCUCGCGCCCGUUUGUCCUCUCUAGUUCCCUCGAGUCCCUGGGACUUUACAACUACCAGUACCGCUCCGUGCACGCCAGCACGCCGCUGGACCUGUCUGAGCUACCUGCAGAGAACCGGGAUGCGCGCUCCUGCCAUAUCAUCAGCUACCUGCGCAGCCAGGAUCUGGCCCUGGCGCUGAUUGACAACGUGCUGGUGUGCAUCCACGUGGAGCCGCCCAAGAGCAACGGCAGGAGCCGCAAGGCCGGCAUGCUCAUCGAUUCGAUCGGGCGCGGCACGGCUGUGGAGCUGCCACCCAAGAAGGCCAAGCUGGACCACACGUCGCCCGAGUUCUCGCACAAGGUGCCGGGGACCAUGACGGAGUCGUACCUGGCCGAGUUCAACGGCGACGUCGAGUCGCUGGACAAGCUGCUCAGCAACAACGACGUGUUGGAGUGGGAGGAGAAGAUGCGCCGGAAGCUGAACAUGGCAUUGAAGUCGGACGAGGCUGGUGGGUCGGACGAGUUUCAAGCUACGGGCAACCAGCAGCAGCAGCAGCAGCAGCAGCAGCAGCAGCAGCAGAGUGCAGAGGAUAUGGCACCCGAGUGGGACUGGCACCUUGAGCCCUCGGCGUAUCCGGCGGUGGACCGGCGGUGGAUCAUCUACGCCAUCAGCCGGGUGUUUACGACGGAGACGGUACCGGCGGAGCAGCCCCGUCUGGGCCUCAGACUGAUGAUUGGCGGGUCUCAGGUGACGACAUACCUCGCGCUAGCGGGCCACCUGACGCUGUCCAACGUGAGGUCGGCGUUCCGCGACGAGCUGGAGGCGCAGCCGGUCGAGACUAAGACUCUGGCGCACGACUUGAUCGCCUCGCUUGUAGAGACGGACGAGACCAUGACACUACUGCUCAACUACCUGCGCGCCACCAAGUUGGGAGAGGUGGAGGUCCUCCUCGCGAUACGGGAGCUGAUGGUGAGCAUGGGGCUCAUCCCGACCAAGAAUACCACCGCCACCGCAGAGUCUACAACCAAGCUCCUGACGGACGAUGCGCAGAGCCGAGAGCCGACGACUACGGAAGGCGCUGCCAAAGACGAGGACAAUGACGAGAUGGAGCUGGACGACCUGGAGCGCAAGAUUGCCGCGACGGAGAUCUACCUCGGCGACGAGAGCAGCACGCGGUCGCGCGGGCUGACACUGGCAUUCACCAAGCUGUGGCGGCUGCCGGCGCGGUCGACGGUCAAGGCGCUGCGGGCGUCGCUCAGCAUCCGCGAGAUGCUCUCGCUCAUCCACCUCCUGCGCGUGGAGCUGGUGCAGGGUGCGUGGACGUCUCUGUACAUUGACGCGACGACGUUUGACGUGGACGGGAGCAACGAGCCGCCGCCCGACGGGGUCAUCUCGCUCAUCUCGGACCUUCUGGGCCGGUGCCUCGACGCCGUGGGCGUGGGCGGCUGGCUCCUCAACGACGCCGUGGGCGGCAGCGACGGUCACGGCACCGAGUCGUCCGUUCCCGCCGCAGCCGCCUCCGUGAGCAGCGACUUCCUCUCAGCCCUGAAACUCGAGGUCACGGCCGCGCUGGAGGGCAUCGAGGAGGCCGUCCGGCUCGGUGGGGUGGUGGGCGAGUCGGUGCGCUACGGUGUGGCUGCCCAGAAGGGUGGUGCGGGUCGGCAGUCGUGGAACACGAACAAGCCGGUACCCAUCCUUGUCGAGGGGGGUGAGGAGUCGCGCAUGCUGCCCCUCGGCCUCAAGGUCAAGCAGCUGCCUUCUAGGGACAAGAUUGUAUCUGGUGGAGAGCUUGUGCAGAGGAAUACGCGUGAGAUGGGACAUUUGCUCAGUCAAAAGGUUGAGCCGUACUCUCUUGAAAAGCUGGUUGUAUAA